AUGUCGCCUUCAGUGCAGAACAGUCACUUCAAACUGCUCCAGCAGUUCAAGCCUGAUUACUCGCCGAGCGAGUUCACUCAGUAUGAAUCACAGCGCACUGGCAUGAGAGUGGUCAUCAUCGACCAGCCAGGUCCUAAGGUGAAUGGUUACUUUGUUCUUGCAACCGAAAUUCACGAUGAUUCGGGUGCUCCUCACACUCUAGAGCACUUGUGCUUCAUGGGUUCUCGCAACUACCGCUAUAAGGGCUUUUUGGACAAGCUAGCUACCCGUGUAUACUCCAGUACCAAUGCUUGGACAGCAACUGAUCACACUGCGUAUACACUGGAUACUGCAGGCUGGGAAGGCUUUGCUCGCAUUCUGCCAGUCUACUUGGAGCAUGUGAUUGCGCCAACUUUGACUGACGAAGGCUGCUACACUGAAGUCCACCACAUUGACGGCUCUGGAAACGAUGCCGGUGUCGUGUACUCUGAAAUGCAGGGUGUGCAAAACAAUGCCGCCGAGCUGAUCGAUCUGGCCGCCCGGCGACUGAUGUACGCGCCCGGUAUAGGCUUCCGCUAUGAGACAGGAGGUAUGAUGGAGCAGCUUCGUAAACUGCCCGCGGAGCGCAUUCGCGAGUUCCACCGUGAGAUGUACCAGCCCAAGAACUUGUGCUUGAUCAUUACCGGCGAAGUCGACCAGAACAACAUGUUAGAGAUCUUGGAUAAAUUCGAAGAUACAAUCUUAGAUGUCAUUCCUAGCCCAGACGCACCCUUCAAGAGACCUUGGGUGGAUUCCAAGCAGGCUGCCUACUUGACAGAAUCGGCGAUUCAGACAGUUGAGUUCCCUGAGGAGGAUGAAUCAUUCGGUGAAAUCGAAAUUCGAUUCAUGGGACCUGACUGCACAGAUCCUAUCCUAUCCGGGGCUCUUAAUGUGUCUCUCUUGUAUCUGGCCGGUUCAUCUGCAGCCCUGCUAGAGAACAUCAUUGUAGAGAAGGAACAGCUUGCCAGUGCCGUCUACUACGCAACUGAAGACCACCCCAGUAUGGAGGUUCGUUUCACUUUGACCAGCGUCGAGACCGAGAAGUUGCAGCAGGUUGAGAAGAGAUUCUUCGAAAUUCUCCAAGAUGCGAUGGCCAAGGCACUAGACAUGCAAUAUUUGAAGGAGUGCAUUGCCCGUCAGCGCCGGACCUGGAAGUUCUCCACCGAGAGUUCUGCCUCCUCCUUCGCAGAGUACGUUAUCUCUGAUUUCCUCUUCGGGAAGCGCGAUGGCUCGACUCUGAUGGACGUCGCAACUCUGAAGGAAUAUGAAGUCCUUGAGACCUGGUCUGAGGACCAAUGGCGUGCUUUCAUGAAGAAAUGGAUUUCCGAUGCAGCCCACGUCACUAUCUUGGGUGUCCCGUCCAGGAAGAUGUCUGAGACCUUGAAAAAGGAUGAAGAGGCUCGGGCUGCUGCGCAGAAGGAGCGUCUUGGCGAGAAGGGCCUGAAGGAGCUUGCCGACAAGCUCGAAAGGACCAAGGCAGAGAACGACAAGGAGAUCCCACAGGAGCUGCUAGAACGGUUCGCUAUCCCCGGCACCGAGUCCAUCCACUUUAUGGAGACCGCCACCGCUCGUUCAGGUGCUGCCCUGAAGGCUGGACGCCCCGACAACAAGAUUCAAACUGUUGUCGAUGCCGACAAGCUUGACCAGUCCCUUUUCAUCCACUUCGAGCAUAUCCCCAGUAGCUUUGUCCAGCUUUCCGUUCUCAUCUCAGCUGAUGCUGUGCCUGUCCAGCUGCGUCCAUUGCUGUCCAUCUACACCGAAGCGUUCUUCAACAUUCCGGUGCAGCGCGAUGGCAAGACAAUCGACUUUGAGCAGGUUGUUGUGGAAUUAGAGCGGGAUACCGUGGGAUACUCGAUGGAGACUGCUCGCGGUCUUGGAAACUCGGAGAUGCUCCGUGUCUCUUUCCAGGUUGAGCUGGAGAAGUACGAGAACGCCAUCGCCUGGCUGCAGGAGCUGUGCUGGAAGUCUGUCUUCGACGUGGAGAGACUAAAGGCGAUCAACUCCCGUCUCUUGGCCGACGUGCCUGACUCCAAACGCAGCGGCGACGACAUGCUUGCUGCCGUGCAUGUGAUGGUUCACUACGCAGAGGAGUCGAUUGUCCGCGCUCGUUCCACCUUGGUCAAGGCUCGCUAUCUCAAGCGCGUCAAGCGUCUGCUCGCCGAGAGCCCCGAGAAAGUCGUGAACCGCAUGGAGGAGAUUCGCAAUUCGCUAUUCCAGCCCGACAACGUCCGUGUAAUCGUCAUUGCCGAUAUCGAGAAGCUCCAAAACCCAGUCUCGGCCUGGAAGCCCUUCGCCGAGACUCUCGGCACCAGCACUGAGUUGCGGCCGAUCACCAACCGACGCGCUCGACUGAGCGAUGCCGGCAAGAACAUUGGCGGCAAGUCAUACAUUGUCCCCAUGCCGACUAUCGACUCGUCCUUCGCCUACGCCACCGGCCGUGGUCUGGACUCGUACGAUGCUCCCGAGCUUCCCGCGCUGCUAGUCGCAAUCUCAUACAUGAACGCCGUUGAGGGUCCCCUCUGGGUUGCCGUCCGCGGCACCGGUCUGGCAUACGGCACCAACUUCAGCUACAACAUCGACACUGGCUUUGUCAACUUCGACGUGUACCGGUCCCCGAACGCCCACAAGGCGUUCGAGUCUAGCAAGCUGAUCGUUGAGAACUAUCUGAACGGUGUUACGCCUUUCGAUCCGUUGAUGCUCGAGGGCGCUAUCAGCAGCAUCGUGGUCAACUUCGCUAAUGAGCAGAUGACUGCCGCCGGUGCUGCUCAGGGCAGUUUCAUCCGCCAGGUCGUGCGCAACUUGCCCAGCGACUACAAGGAGAAGAUGCUCAAGAAUGUGCGCGCUAUCACCACUGACCAGAUCAGGGGUGCUCUGCGUGAUAUCAUCUUGCCCAUGUUCGAUCCGAAGAAGGCGAACUUGGUUGUCACCUGUGCAACUGUGUUGGAAGAGACCAUCAAGCAGGGCUUCGAGGCUUGCGGUUUCACUCCCACAGUCCAGCCCCUCAAGGAAUUCGAGGAUGACUAUGGUCUGAAGGUCGGCGAUGAGGAAGAGGACGAUGAAGAUGAAGAUGAUGACGAGGACUAUGAGACCGGAUCCGAGGAUGAUGACGAUGAGAGUGACGAAGAGUGA
Molecule: messenger RNA, 3147 nt
Organism: Penicillium bovifimosum
Lineage: Eukaryota; Fungi; Ascomycota; Eurotiomycetes; Eurotiales; Aspergillaceae
Product: putative zinc metalloprotease
Exons: 3
Coding region: 1-3147 (1048 amino acids)
Molecular function (GO): metal ion binding
Source: RefSeq, a predicted model, not a curated record